GAGCAUACAUGAGGAGCCACAUGCAAAGAACAACCAAUAAACAACAAAGAGACAAUAAAUACAGACAAAUGGUGGGUAAUGAGCAGCAAAAGGACAAUAAAUAUAGUCAAGUUCCAAACUAAUAUGAAAGAGAUUUUGAAUAAAAAUUUUUAAUUUAGAUGGAGAUAAAUGAAUGGAGGGAGUACUUAAUCAAGUGGCAACAACGUCCAUAAUAAUAACAAUAAUGAUGAUGAUAACAAUAAUAAUAUUGAUAACUAAUAAAUAAAAUUAAUAAAAAAGGUGCUUGCAUUGGUCAAUUUAGGCCCUAUCAAUAAAUAGCAUGGACAUCCGUUUAAUCUUCUCAAAAAGAAAGAAAUUAUUUGAUGAAAAACAUAACAUAAAGAAAUUUUGGCCUUACGAAUAUAUGGCCUAGAAUAGCACCGGCAAUCUUUCAAUUUUUGGACUAUGACUUUGACUGGCAGGAGCUAGGAAAUUGCUUCUCCAAUCUUUUCAUGACACACCAGUCACUCAGAGGACAUCAAUCACAUAAAGGUAGAUUAACUUGUUAUAUUACUUCAGACCAAAGCGCUCCUCGCAAAGAAGAACAGAUAGAUCCAAAGCAAAGCAAAGCAAGAAUCUUUUCAUGGCCAGGCUUGACAUCUCCGGCAUCCAGAUAGCCAUAACCCUGCUCGUUUUUACCCACAUCAAGAGCUCCACAGAGGCAUCUACCCACACAAAUAAUACAUUCAAGAGGUGCAUAGCCCAUGAACGGUCAGCUCUCCUCGCCUUCAGAGCUGGCCUUUCAGACCCUGCAAACCGCCUGUCAUCAUGGGGGGAGGGAGAUAACUGUUGCAAAUGGAAGGGCGUCCAAUGCAGUAACACAACAGGUCAUGUUGUUAAGCUCGAUCUACAAGGCCCGGACUACUACAACUGUGUUAAGCAGGUGCUUGGAGGUAACAUAAGCUCCUCACUUGUUGCUUUGCAGCACUUGCAGUAUCUCGACCUUAGCUGCAACCGGUUCAGCAUGGUGAAAAUACCUGAGUUCCUGGGCUCUUUACAUGAAUUGAGAUAUCUCGACCUGUCGAUGUCCAGCUUAGUUGGAAGGAUACCACCACAGCUCGGUAACCUCUCCAACUUGCGUUACAUGAAUCUUGAUUCCAUUUUUGGUGACACGCACUCCACUGAUAUCACCUGGCUGUCACGGUUAUCAUCCCUUGAGCACCUCGACAUGAGCUGGGUGAACCUCAGUACCAUCACCAACUGGGUUUCCGUCGUGAACAUGCUUCCUUCUCUUGUGAGUCUUGAUCUUUCUUUCUGUGACCUUAGCACCUGCCCAGAUUCUCUUUCGGAUUCAAAUCUGACAUCUCUUGAAUCUCUCAGCAUUUCGGCUAACCGUUUCCACAAGCAUAUCGCACCCAACUGGUUUUGGUAUUUAACUAGCCUCAAGCAACUUGAUGUCUCAUUCAAUCACUUGCAUGGUCCAUUUCCGUAUGAGUUAGGGAAUAUGACCUCCAUGGUGCGACUUGAUUUAUCAGGAAAUGACCUUGUGGGCAUGAUACCUUCAAACUUGAAAAAUCUUUGUAGUCUGGAAGAGUUAUUUUUGUCUAACAACAUCAAUGGUAGUAUAGCAGAAUUUUUCAAACGUUUACCAAGUUGUUCAUGGAACAAAUUGAAAACAUUGGUUGUACACUUCAGCAAUCUGACAGGAAACCUACCAGCCAAAUUAGAAACCUUCAGAAAUUUGGCAUGGCUUGAUCUUGGUGAUAACAAGCUCACUGGUUCCAUGCCACUGUGGGUAGGACAGCUCACGUAUCUAACUGACUUGGACCUAAGCUCCAACAACCUCACCGGUCCCGUGCCACUGUCGAUAGGACAGCUCACAAAUCUAAGAGAGUUAGACCUAAGCUCCAAUAACCUAGACGGUGACUUGCAUGAAGGGCAUUUGUCAGGGCUAGUAAACUUGGACAGCGUGUCUCUGUCUGACAACUCCAUAGCCAUCAGAGUGAACUCGACUUGGGUUCCUCCCUUUAAUCUUACAGUGCUUGAACUUCGGUCAUGCAUCUUGGGGCCUAAAUUUCCAACUUGGCUCAGAUGGCAAACAAAUAUGUACAGUCUCGAUAUCUCAAACACAAGCAUAUCUGACAUGGUUCCAGAUUGGUUCUGGACAAUGGCUUCUUCGGUUUACUAUCUGAACAUGAGAAGAAAUCAAAUUAGUGGUUUUCUAUCACCUCAAAUGGAACUUAUGAGAGCUUCUGCAAUGGAUCUAAGUUCUAACCAGUUCAGUGGUCCAAUACCUAAGCUCCCUAUUAAUAUAACUGAACUGGAUCUUAGUAGAAACAAUUUAUAUGGUCCACUGCCAAUGGAUUUUAGAGCGCCCAGGCUUGCAACACUUUUUCUAUAUAACAACUCCAUUUCUGGCACUGUCCCAUCUUCAUUUUGCAAGCUGCAGUUGCUAUAUUUCUUAGAUAUCUCAAGUAAUAAUCUCACUGGAUCGCUUCCUGAUUGCCUGGGCUAUGAAUACACAACAAACAUGACAAGUUUGCAUAUUCGUACUCUAAGCUUAAGAAAUAACCACCUCUCUGGUGAAUUUCCAUUAUUUCUCCGAAACUGCCAGGAACUCAUAUUCCUUGAUCUGUCAGAUAAUCAAUUCCUUGGGACUUUACCGUCAUGGAUUGGGGAUAAGCUACCAUCCUUGACUUUCUUGCGGUUAAGGCAUAAUAUGUUUUGCGGUCACAUUCCAGUGGAAUUGGCGAAUCUGAUUAAUCUUCAGUAUUUGGACUUUGCCUACAAUAACUUCUCAGGUGUCAUACCAAAAUCUAUUGUCAACUGGAAGAGGAUGACACUAACAGCAACAGGUGACAACGACCAUGACUAUGAAGAUCCACUGGCUUCUGGAAUGCUAAUUGAUUCAAUUGAAAUGAUGGAUUAUAAUGACAGUUUUACUGUAGUCACAAAAGGUCAAGAGCAGCUAUACACAGGAGAAAUAAUUUAUAUGGUGAAUCUGGAUUUAUCUUGUAACAAUCUUACUGGUGAGAUACCUGAAGAGAUCUGCACUCUUGUUGCACUGAAUAAUUUGAAUUUGUCAUGGAAUGCCUUAAGUGGAGAAAUUCCAAGAAAAGUUGGUGACUUGGCACAAGUAGAAUCCCUCGACCUAUCACACAAUGAGCUAUCCGGUGAAAUCCCCACAAGCUUAUCAGCUCUCACAUAUUUGAGCCACUUGAACCUGUCAUACAACAAUCUAUCAGGAAAGAUACCAUCUGGAAAUCAGCUGCAAGUGCUCGAUGGUCAGGCAUCAAUCUAUGUUGGCAACCCAGGUCUCUGCGGUCCUCCUCUCACAAAGAAAUGUCCUGAAACUAACUUGGUCCCUGCUGCUCCAGAAGAUCACAAGGAUGGAAGCGACAAUGUUUUCCUUUUCCUUGGCAUGAGUUCCGGAUUUGUGAUAGGGCUCUGGACAGUCUUCUGCAUCCUAUUGUUCAAGACCAAAUGGAGAAUUGCUUGCUUCACAUUCUAUGAUACAUUGUAUGACUGGGUUUACGUGCAAGCAGUUGUUGGCUUGGCCUCUCUGACAAGAAAAAUGGAUACCAAGAGUUGAUAUCAGAAUCUGCUACUCAUUUCGUUGCUCCUUACUUGAUGUUGUGAUUUUAAAUUAUGUAAUCUACAUUUAUUGUUCAAAAAAGUAAGUGUGUUUAUAUAAAUUAGAAAUGAUCCGUGGGAGUGUUGUAUGGCUUCACCUUUGGCAUGUUCAUGGUUCAUGCUUUGAAUUAACUAAUCUACUAGAAAGACAGAUGAGGCUUUGCCACGCCCU
This is a messenger RNA of Sorghum bicolor (sorghum), 3784 nucleotides long. Its product is annotated as probable leucine-rich repeat receptor-like protein kinase At1g35710. Bases 623 to 3571 code for a protein of 982 amino acids. NCBI's taxonomy places the organism in Eukaryota, Viridiplantae, Streptophyta, Magnoliopsida, Poales, Poaceae. The transcript has a single exon. Gene Ontology annotation, molecular function: protein binding. The record is from RefSeq and is a predicted model, not a curated record.